CCAUCCGUCAGAGAGUCAGAACAAACUUUUCAUCCGCGUAAUCCAAUCUUUUUCGAUCGCCAUUUGUUACAGUUCGGUUACAAUUUUCGCAAUUUUGCCGUAUAAAUUAGCAAGCAAAAGUGUUCAAAUUUGGAUAUAUUUACUUCGUACAGUGCAUUUUAUCGAAUAAUUGCAAAAAGUUACUGGAAUCGAUCAAGAUUCGGUUGUACAAUCGUUCGGAAAAGUGAGCCAGCGGAAUCGACCAGAGUGGAGUGGUGUUUGUGCUUGAGCUAGUAGAGGUCACCGAGAAAUCCUUCCAACAUAGGGCUAUCCGAGACGGCCGUAAUGGACAUCAUGGCUUCGAACCUUCAACAGCAGCGGGCCAUCACCGAGCAGUUGAGGCGGGAGGCCGCGAUCCAGCGGGUUCCGGUCACGCAAGCCGUGGCCGACAUCGUCAAGUACGUGACGGAGCACGAAGCCGAAGAUUGCCUGCUGGUGGGCUUCUCCAGCCAGAAGGUGAACCCCUUCCGGGAGAAGAGCUCCUGCCAGAUUCUGUAAGGUGGGUGUGACGACGCGGAGGGGAAAAGGCGAAAGAGGAGUGCGGCGCGACAUCCUGCCCCCUCAGUUGAAGCUAGGAGGAAGAAUCUCGAAAUUGCCAGCGGCCCAGUUCGAUGAUCAGCCGAAUAAUGGUGAGAAAUUUUCUGAAUAUGGGAGGGGUGGGAAAGUGACGUCACCAAUCGUCGUCGUCGUCGCCGUCACUCUUUUGUUUACUUGUGUGUAAUCUAUAUAUAGAUGUUUUAGCGGAAAAUGCAAUGAGGGAACACAGGCUCACGGUGGCGAUGUGUUCCCUUCACGUAUAGAUAGAGAUCGCUUGAUGUCAUGCUAUAGAAAAGGGGAGGGCGUUUUGAAAUCACACUGGAAAUUGAAAACAGGAAAUUAGCUUGUAGGCAGCAAUAAAGCAGGUUGAAAUCAUUUGGAAGAGGCAUCUCUGUCUCUCGCAUUCUCAUCCUAUCGGCAUUACAAAACAAUAUCGAACGUUAGAGAGCAAAUCGACCCAUUGAAAUAAAGUAGAAUUUAUCAGCUUCUCUAAGAAAAGCAUAAAUAAUAACACGAAACUGAAGGAAAUUGCCAACUUUACCUACUAUUGCUACUACUACUAGAGAAAAAGAGGAUGGAAUCAGAAACAAUAUACUAUUUAUUAAAUGUUACUAACCGAAUCUGGUAAUAUCAUCCGGUGCGUUGCAUUUGUAGCAUUUUCCUAGACGUUGGCAGGUACCUAAGCAAAGAGUUUUGAAAGGUUUGUGGACAAGGAAUUUUGCAGCAGCACACGUCUAAUGCUCGCGUCGGAUAAAUAAACCGUAAAAUAUUUAUGUACUGUGUAACGAAAAA
This is a messenger RNA of Aedes albopictus (Asian tiger mosquito), 1368 nucleotides long. RefSeq names its product guanine nucleotide-binding protein subunit gamma-1 (gene Ggamma1). Gene Ontology annotation, molecular function: G-protein beta-subunit binding. The record is from RefSeq and is a predicted model, not a curated record. Gene Ontology annotation, cellular component: heterotrimeric G-protein complex. NCBI's taxonomy places the organism in Eukaryota, Metazoa, Arthropoda, Insecta, Diptera, Culicidae. The transcript has a single exon. Bases 325 to 537 code for a protein of 70 amino acids. Gene Ontology annotation, biological process: G protein-coupled receptor signaling pathway.